This is a messenger RNA of Durio zibethinus, 1242 nucleotides long. RefSeq lists its product as uncharacterized. The record is from RefSeq and is a predicted model, not a curated record. Lineage: Eukaryota; Viridiplantae; Streptophyta; Magnoliopsida; Malvales; Malvaceae. Gene Ontology annotation, molecular function: protein binding.
AUGGCCAGAGACAUGCAUCCUUCAGUCUCCGCCUCAUGGUCCACGAUCUUUCCCAUAGUUCUAACUUUUAUUCCUACAAUUGUUCAUUCAAUAACACUACAAUCAGAUAUUGAAACCCUUCAAUCCCUGAAGAAUUCCAUUGAUCCAAACACGAUUCCGCCAUCAUCAUACCUCAGUACUUGGGAUUUUUCAGUGGAUCCAUGUGAAAGUACAGGGGCAAGAUUUCUUGGAAUUUUAUGUUCUAUUCCUUCGGACAGUUCAACAUACCAAAUAAUAUCACUUGAACUUGAUGGCGCGGGAUAUGAUGGUUUCCUGUCACCCAAUGUAGGAAACUUUACCGAGCUCACCUCCCUUGAUCUCAGCAGAAACCGAUUCAGAGGGCCAUUACCUGAUACUUUGAAAAAGCUCAAGAAGCUAAUACGAAUUUCCUUUUCUGGCAAUUUUUUCACUGGCGGCAUCGCCGGAUGGAUCUAUGGAUUGAAGAUGGUUGAAAGAAUAGACCUCUCAAGAAACCUCCUGUCCGGCCGGAUCCCUGCCAGGAUUUCUGAACUACGAAGAUUGACUCACUUGAGCCUGUCAAAUAAUGGAUUUUCAGGCAGAAUUCCUGACAUUAAUGGAUUAUGGCAGCUCCAGACAUUAGAGCUUGGCUCCAAUAUGUUGGUUGGAAGCUUGCCAAAAUUUCCUACAAGGUUGAGAACCUUGACUUUGUCCCACAACCGACUUUCAGGACAUAUUACACCAUUGGAGAUGCUUGAACAACUUAGAUCGGUAGAUGUGAGUGAUAAUAGGUUUUCAGGUUCCAUUGGAAAGGGAAUUCUUGCAUUGCCUCACCUGCAUCACCUCAAUGUUUCCUUCAACCAACUCAGAGCAAUUGAGGUGAACAAAUCUCGUGGGAGUGGGUCUCCACUUCAAGUACUUGAUGCACAAGGGAACCGCCUGCAGGGUCAUUUGCCCCUCGAGUUGGUCAACUUUGGGAGGUUAGAAAUAAUCAAUCUAGCCUACAAUGGAUUGACAGGUCGAAUCCCCGCAACGUAUGGGCAGAGACUGGGCAGACCAUGGAGAACCUUGUUUUUAGAUGAUAACUUCCUAUCAGGUCGUCUUCCGCCCCAGUUCAAUAGCAGCACGGCCACGAUCAGAGGCAGCCUUGCAAAUAAUUGCCUGAUGUGCCCGAUAAACAUCCCACUUUGCCGGGGAGGGCAGAGGCCAGCUUCAGGAUGCAUUGGUGAAACUGACGACAAUUGA